This is a messenger RNA of Naumovozyma dairenensis CBS 421, 720 nucleotides long. RefSeq names its product UDP-galactose transporter HUT1 (gene HUT1). Lineage: Eukaryota; Fungi; Ascomycota; Saccharomycetes; Saccharomycetales; Saccharomycetaceae. Gene Ontology annotation, biological process: UDP-galactose transmembrane transport. The record is from RefSeq and is a predicted model, not a curated record. The coding region runs from base 1 to 720 and encodes 239 amino acids. The transcript has a single exon. Gene Ontology annotation, molecular function: UDP-glucose transmembrane transporter activity; UDP-galactose transmembrane transporter activity. Gene Ontology annotation, cellular component: Golgi membrane; endoplasmic reticulum membrane.
AUGAUACCGGUUCUUUUGAUCCAUUUGUUGUUUUAUAAAACUUCCAUUCCAAAUGAGAAAAAAUUAGUAGCCGUUUUGGUAAGUAUUGGUGUAGGUGUCUUCACUUAUGGUGGUUCCUCCUCAAGAAAAACGAAUAACAUUGAUAAUACUAAUGGAAAAAUGUUUUUAAGUGACUCAUUGUAUGGAUUUGCCCUAUUAGCGGCAAGUUUAUUUCUAGACGGUAUGACAAACGCUACUCAAGAUACUAUGUUAAAGAUAAGUAGAAAUAGGAAACAUGAGAAUGAUAAGAAGAACAAAGUAAUCACAGGUUCACAUUUGAUGUUUGUGCUGAAUAUGUUCAUCAUUUUAUGGAAUAUUAUCUAUUUCAUUUUAUUUGAUAAAACUCAAAUAGUAUCUGCUUUGAAAAUGCUAUAUUCAGACCCGGAAAUCGUAUCUUAUCUAUUAACUUACUCCAUAUGUGGAGCUUUGGGUCAAUGUUUCAUCUUUUACACUUUAGAACAAUAUGGAUCAUUGGUCCUGGUUAUGAUUACUGUCACAAGGAAGAUGAUCUCUAUGAUCUUAAGUAUAAUUGUGUACGGCAAGACUCUAAAUGCUUUACAAUGGACUGGUAUCGUCAUCGUCUUCAGUGGGAUAACUUGGGAAGCUGCUAAUAAAAGAGAACAGCCAGUGGUGACAACGACAGACAAGCAGGAAAAAAAAUUAUGGACCCAAUCCAAUUAA